Molecule: messenger RNA, 1893 nt
Organism: Spodoptera exigua (beet armyworm)
Lineage: Eukaryota; Metazoa; Arthropoda; Insecta; Lepidoptera; Noctuidae
Source: the annotation of a GenBank genome assembly
AUGGAUGUUGGCGAGGGCGGGGGCCCAAAACCCCCGGCCCCAAAAAAACAUAAACUUAAAGACUUGGACGAUGGCGGCGGGGGUAAGGAAAGUGAUUUUUUACCCUAUCUAAAACCCGGAUACAAAAGACUUUAUCCAGAAAAUUCUUCAAAUUUGGAGUUCAAAGUUUACGUGCAGGGUGAAAAAAUUGGCAAUAAAAGUCCAACCUUUUUAAAUCAUAUAUUUGUAAAUGAGGUAAAAGGUGUAGUAGCGAUUCGUAGAAUCAAUGCUAACAAGAUUGCGGUGGUGUUCAAGCAGUAUAAUACUGCUAAUAAUUUUAUAAGUAACUCUUCAUUUCUGGAGAAGUACAACUUUAAGGCGUUCAUACCAGCGGCAGACAUAGAAAGAACAGGAAUUAUCCGAUACGUACCCACAAACUUAUCUAACAAGGAGCUUUACUCAAAGCUAGAGUCGGAGUAUGAAAUAAUUGCAGUCCGACGAUUCACCAAAAAGGUUGGACAAGAACGGGUACCACUUCAUACAGUGAGCAUUACCUUUCUGUCCAGUUCUUUACCACAAAAUGUACAAUAUGACUUAUUCUCUUACCGCAUUUUUGACUAUAUCCCUCCUCUACAACAAUGUUACCGUUGCUUCAAAUUUAACCACUCAGCCAAAAUAUGUAAUGGCAAACAAAAAUGUAGCAUUUGUGCUGGGGACCACUCAUAUAGAGAGUGUGAUAACCCCUCAGCAAUCUGCUGUGCUAAUUGCGGUGGACCACAUUUAGCAAUUUCAAAGGCAUGCGAAAUCAAGUUAAAAAAGAUAAUGGAAAAAAAGGAACGUAUUACUUACGCUAGUAAGGCUGAAACUAAACUUAAUGUGACUCAGGGAGAUUUCCCACCAUUGCGCAAACCAAGACCUCAGGUCAAUGUGGAAUAUAACGAUACCUUACCGCAACAGAUGUGCACAGCGUGCAUAAACUUCAUAAACGCAUCAUACAAAUUCAGAAAAAAAUGUGAAGAAACCUACCAAUCGUUACUAGCUAGACUCAACGACAAUCCAAUCUGCAGCGUAAAGUUAGAAACAGAUAUAUUCCCAUCAGACAACGAUAGCAAAAUAUCAAUAGACAUUACAGACUUAGUCAACGAUUACAAUAUCCAUGAUAACGGAAUCAACGAUUUCGCUACUUACGCUGAAAUUGAAAAACACGAAGACCAUUUGAUAUAUGAUUCUAAAGAACAAGAACUCGAUGAUAAAGAAAUAGAAAAUAAUUUUAAACGGAAAACGAGAAGUAAAAAGAGUGAUAAGCCCGUUAAACGGACUUUGAGACGGAAAAAGGAGGAUGGAGAGAAGAAGACAGGGCUCAAAGAAGAGAUUGAGUGUGAAUAUUGUCACAAAAUAUUGACUUCUAAACUAUCUUUACGCAAUCAUUAUAAAAUUCAUACAGGAUUUGACGUAGUUUGCGAACACUGUGGAAAGAAGUUCAUCACUCGUCGAUUACUUCUGAUGCACUGCAGAGCCAAGCACGGGUAUGAGAAGACAGAUAAAUGUUCCUUCUGUGAUUAUAGAGCUUCCAAUGCUGAACAAGUGAAGAUACACGAGCGUCUCCAUACGGGCGAGAAGCCGUUCGUGUGUGCUGAAUGCGGCGCUGGGUUCCACCGCAAGAGUAGCUACCUUCAGCAUAUCGCCAUACAUUUACCUGAAAAAAAUGUACAGUGCGAUCAAUGUCCAGCUCGUUUCAAAUCCGUUACGCUAAUGAGGAUACAUAAGAAUCGUCACAAGGCACCACAGUAUUCCUUCAAAUGCAGGAUAUGUCAGAACUCAUUCGUCAGACGCAGAAACGCGGUCAGACAUCUAUUAAGGAUACACGCAGUACAAGCUGGACCCCAACAUAUUGAUAGGUUGAAGAUUGGUUGA